Jatropha curcas is the source of this 787-nucleotide messenger RNA. Its product is annotated as pseudo histidine-containing phosphotransfer protein 2. NCBI's taxonomy places the organism in Eukaryota, Viridiplantae, Streptophyta, Magnoliopsida, Malpighiales, Euphorbiaceae. Gene Ontology annotation, molecular function: protein histidine kinase binding; histidine phosphotransfer kinase activity. Gene Ontology annotation, cellular component: nucleus; cytoplasm. The record is from RefSeq and is a predicted model, not a curated record. Gene Ontology annotation, biological process: cytokinin-activated signaling pathway; phosphorylation; phosphorelay signal transduction system.
UUUGGUUUGCCAAUAAUGUAUCAUCAAGCUAAAACAUUUUUAUCUCGAAAUGGAGAACCAAGCCUUGCUUCAACAAAUUGCCGCCAUGAGGAAAUCUUUCUUUGAUGAGGGAACUCUCGACUCGUUUUUUGUUCAACUGGAACAACUCCAAGGCCCUGAUGAUCCAAAUUUCGUGGAGGAAAUACUGACUUUGUUCUUCUCAGACUCCAUGGAUAUGCUAGCUACUGUAGAGGAGAAACUGACGAAGAGCCCUGUCGAUUUCACUGGAAUUAACAAGAUACUUCAUCAGCUGAAGGUCAACAGCGCGAGCAUUGGAGCUAAAAAGGUUAAGGACAAAGUGAUUGCAAUGAGGAACAAUAGCAAGGAACAUAAUGUGGAAGGUAUCAGAGUCUCCCUGCAAGAGCUGAGGAUGGAAUAUGAGACCCUGAAAGGGAAGUUUGAGCCCUAUUUUGAGCUGCUGAAACAAGCUGGCCCUCAAGAGGGAGAAGCACUGCCUUCACUGUACGGCGGUCGUUUCUAGAAGGCGACAAAAUGGCUUGGAUGGUGGCCAACAAUUGCUCUAUCUGCAAAUUAAUCCACCAUUUCUAUGUUUUAAGUUGCAGUAAAAUAAAUUCCCAGGAAACUGUGUGUUUUUUACAUUAGUACCCUUUUGCCUGAGUUUGUUUCCUCUGGGAAAUUAGACUUUUUAUUUUGCAUUUUCCUUUGUUGUAUUCAAUAAUCCAUAAGGAGCAUCCUCCUUAUAUGAACUUUCAAUUUUCAUAUGAAACUGAGUUUGUUUUUGCUAUAA